Molecule: messenger RNA, 1449 nt
Organism: Pochonia chlamydosporia 170
Lineage: Eukaryota; Fungi; Ascomycota; Sordariomycetes; Hypocreales; Clavicipitaceae
Product: FAD linked oxidase domain-containing protein
Exons: 3
Coding region: 1-1449 (482 amino acids)
Molecular function (GO): FAD binding; oxidoreductase activity
Source: RefSeq, a predicted model, not a curated record
AUGCCUACCUACGACUGUAAUCGCAAGUACGCAGAGAAGAUCCUGUAUCCUGGUACCCCGGAUUACGAGACAUGCAGACGCAACAAUCCUAGUGGAGAUGCUCCUGAUGCAUACCCUGCAGAAAUUCACGUGGUUCAUCAUGUCGAAGACGUUGUGUCUGCACUGCACCGGGCGAACGAGUUAAAGAAAGAUAUUGGCGUUCGAUCAGGCGGCCAUACAAUGUCUAACGGAGGCAUCUUUACGGGCAUUCUCAUCGAUACCACUCACCUCAACCGAAGCGUGCAAUACGAUUCAGGCACUCAUGAUAUAAGCUUCGGCCCUUCGGUGCGGGUUCAGGAAUUGGCUGAAAAACUCCGCGAAGUCAAUCGUUUCUACCCUCACGGCCACUGUCCUACUGUCGCAGCUGGUGGCUUCCACCUCGGUGCUGGGCAGGGUGUAGGCAUGCGAGGCUGGGGCCCAACUUAUCGCGACUGGUUAACUCAAAUCGAAAUCGUCGUGGCUGACGGUCGCAUUGUGAUUGCAAGCGCCAAGGAAAAUUCCGACCUAUUCUGGGCUGCAAGAGGAGGCGGUCCGGCCUUCUUCGGUGUCAUCACGAAAUUUUGGGGAAAAACUAUUCCUCGAACAAAAUGGUGGGGCCAGCAUACCGUUUUCGAGUUGGGGAACAACUACAAAUCUCUCAUGAGAUGGUUCAUUGAGCAGUCCAAGGAGACGCCGAGAAUGGGAACCGAACUUAACGCUGCCAUCUUCUUUGCCGAAAAGGCGGAUGCGGCGAAUCUUGCAGACAAGCCGCCUGCUGAGGCCAGCCUCAAAUUCGCCGUCACAAAUAUUGCCCUCGCUGAUACCAAGAACAAAGCAAAGGAAAUGCUGGCUGCUUAUGAGGAGAUUCCGACUGAGCUAAGGUCGUCCGUACUGGAGUCAUCCUGGAAUGAGGUGACUUUGGAGAAGAUGUGGGACGAACAGAACUUGCUGUGGAAUAGCGACAACAGUGAGCAUUGGAGGUUUCAGAGCCUUUGCACGGACAAGUCGGUGGAUUUAAGCAAACUACUUGAUUCUACCGAACCAAUCCAAACGGACAUCCCCACGCUACGAUCGGUUUCCCUUCUAGUCAUACCUGGCUGGGAGGACCCGGACGAGGAAGCUUGCGCAUUUAGCGUGCCAAUUCAGCUGUACUUUUGUUCAUUCGCGGGUUGGGCGGACCCAAAUCUGACACCCCUAUUGAAAGAGCACUGGCAAAGUCGAUACAAGAAGUUGUUGCCGUACUCGUCCGGGAUGUUUGCCGCAGACUACGACGUGACUACUGAUGAAGCAAAUUCCACACCAUUAUCCAACACCGCUCUAACACGAUUCAUGGAUAUUGGUAAGAAAUGGGACCCGCAACAGUUAUUUCCGACGAGGAACAAUUAUGUCUUGACUUCUGAGAAAAUGAAGAAGCUAUGGCAGAAGUCUUAA